Messenger RNA from Vanessa atalanta (red admiral), 1972 nucleotides. RefSeq lists its product as uncharacterized. The coding region runs from base 1 to 747 and encodes 248 amino acids. The transcript is spliced from 3 exons. Lineage: Eukaryota; Metazoa; Arthropoda; Insecta; Lepidoptera; Nymphalidae. Gene Ontology annotation, molecular function: DNA binding. The record is from RefSeq and is a predicted model, not a curated record.
AUGUGUAAUUUAGGCAGCCAUUACUUGUGGACAAAAAUAGUCGUGCAGCCGGGCCCUGGGCCAGGUGACGUCAGCGCGCCAGGGCCGCGGCGGGGCAAGACGGGCCCCGCGCCAGUGUCGCGCGCGCCGUCAGUCUGGCCGCACGCCGCCUCGCUGCCCGCGCCCGCACCGCCGCCUGCUCCUGACGCCAGCCGCCUGUCGCCGCCUCCGACGCCACCACUCACCCUCCGCUCCCGACGCACCACCCUCAUGGUACGGAAAUACGAAAGAAUGAGUGGACGCCAAUCCUGGAGCGAAGAAGAAAUGGCAAAAGCCGUGGCAGCCGUGGUGUCUGGCAAAAUGGGUUACAAACUCGCCGCCAGAACCUACCACAUACCACGAUCUACACUCCAAAGGCGAGCUAGUAAAGUACGCUAUCAGCAACCCGAUGACCCCAAGCCACUAAUGGGACACUACAGACGUGUAUUCACAGAAAGUCAAGAAAAGGACUUGGUCGGGUAUAUUAAGAGUAUGGAAAAAUUUUUCAUGGGCGUUUCCAGAAGAGAUAUUAGAGAGCUUGCAUUCCAAUAUGCCGAAGACAACAAUCUGAACCACCCUUUUGAUGUCAAUACUCGGAUGGCAGGUGAAGAUUGGGUAAGGAACUUUUUGAAAAGAAAUCCAGAGCUGCUCCACAAAUCAGAAAAAGAUUAUGAGCUGGAACCGGUUAACUUCGAUCAGUUCUACCACUUUAUGUGUCAAUCAUCAUGAUCGCUAGCGCACAGGCUACUUAGUCCUAAUGAAGGUCACGGUGAAGCCCACCUAACGGAACCUCAAAGUUAUAAUAAUUGUGUACAAUACAGUAGGUAACAAUCCAAGCUGGUGAUUUACCUACGGGUUAGGAUAAUUGUAACUUAAAAACGGAAUUACGAAAAACACGUAGAUAAUUUUUUUAAGACUUAAUUGAAUACGCUCCACAAAUAAUAUGUAGGUAAUUAAAAUAUUUAAAUUAAAAGAGCCUAGCUCUGAUGAUAUUUAUAGCCAAUAGAUUUUUUAUUAAUGAUAUUCCAUUCUUUUAACUACUUAAUUAGAAAGUAAAAAUAAUUGAGUACUUAUGGAAUCUAACAUUCUAUAGUUGUCUCUUGUUUAUAGUUUAUAUUCUGUUAUUUAAUACUAAUCGGUUAAUGGGCUGUGAUAAUGGAGUUGGUGUAAUUAAGGGAACAUAUCAAAGGAAAAGGUAUAUAUACAAUGUAUAGAGUAUAAUAUGGAAUGACACGUUUUUCCAAAUUUUGUUAUUUUAUUAUAUAAAAGAAACUCAUUAUCCAUGCAACAAGAUGUAUGAUAAAUUAUAACCACCAAAUAGAAAUAUAUAUUUCGUUAAAUUAUUUUUUAAAUGAAUAUUUGCUAUUAUUUUGUUAUACAAUAACAAUACUUUAUAUAUUCAGCUCUUAAGCAAUGUCGCCUUACAUAUAAGCGUUGUAUGCUGUUAAGACACGUGGCGUUGGACAAACCAAUAAAAACCGCAGCAUCUACUCGAAGUUAAAGUAGCCUUAUCAGCAUUCAACCAAUAUGCGUACGCGCAAUAUUUGCGCUAUUUUUGUUCGAUUAACGGUUGUUAUUUCAACACGUCACUAAUUUGGGCUAGUUCUGUAAUAAUACAAAUGUACAUUGUAAUAUAACUAAGAAUUGUGAUAAUGGUGAUCGGUGAUAGUAGAGGGAAAGUUAUAGUAAAUUCAUUUAUUAAUAAAUACAUUAAAGAAUGUAAGAGAUAUUUUUAUAAUUUAAAUAGGAAAGUGACGAUGUUCCUUUCAUUUUACGACCUACAAAAUUGUUGUUACCUGAUUUAUGUUUUGAUCUCUUGAAAACUAGUUUUAAUGAUUAAUUUCUAUUAAAUAUUGUUCUAAGUCAUCUUUCCAUUCGUGUGUGAGAAAACAAAAACAAAUUUUCGAAUGCCAAACUACGUUGUUAUUUGAGAUUUAUAUUUAAUUUGACUAUU